GAAAUAAGGCAUAAAGUAAUUAAAUAACUUGCAGCAAGCACACAGCAGUUUGAAGCCAAAACCCUGCUCUCAGUCGUUCUGUUACAGUAGCAGUUAAACUGCACCAGCAUGUGCUCCUUAGAUCAGAGAUGUCCCAGGGAUGUAUCAUCUUAGUCACGACACCUUUCACUCAGUUACAGUGAGUUGCUCAAAUAUAAAUCAAAUUUAUAUUUCCUAACUACAUACCAACUGCUUGAGAGAGGCCAGCAUUAAAUUGAAUGUGAAAGAAUUCAGAAAAUCAGAUAAUCCCCUAUCUGAUUUCACAAGGUGAUUAAUUUUAUCAAUGAUUUAAUUAUUUUAUAGAGGAAAAUUAUAGCAAAAGAAAUGGACAUUGCUAUCCCUAACUUGCAACCACUGAGGCUAUAUUGUGUCAAAGCCAGGUGGCACCUUCUGGAGGACGAGAGGAAUAAAACCAGUGCUUUCAGUGCUGCAGUAUGUGAGCAAACGAAGCCAGGAACUUUUUCUACCAUGUGGAUAGUAAUUGGAAUUUUGCCCCUACUGGUCAUAGUCAUCUGUGUUAUGAAAAUCCUUCAGAGGUGUCUCAACUAUGUGUUUUUCCCGGCACUUAAACUUCCUUGCAGUAUCGAUGAGAAUUUCUCUGAACAUUCAUUUGGAAAUCUUCUACUUUCUACUUCUGAGGAACAAACAGAAAAAUGUUUCAUAAUUGAAAACACACAAAGUGUUAUCAUAGCAGAGCAAACUAAUGAAAUUGAUGAAGACUGCAAGAAGUACGAUCCCCAGACCAGUCAAGAUUCAGGAAACUAUUCUUAUGAAGGUGAAACUCUGGAAAGUCAAAUAAGUGAAGAGCUUCUGCAGCAGAAAGUCCUAUCUCCAGGAAUGAUCUCCUGAGUCCUCCGUUGCCCCAGGAGUUUGUCCUAGCACUGAGCUCUCAGGGCCUGCACAGAGGCUGUUCGCUUGUGGGGAAGGAAGACAAGCUUCAGAUCAAGGUCUUGACCAUACAGGCAAGCAUCAAAAUAUAGUGAGAGGGUCUGGAGCCAAGUGUGCUGCCUUCGUCUGGGCUGUCUGAUGAGUUAGCUCUGAGCAUGGCCACCGUCUUCCCAGGGCUUCCGUACCACUGUGCUGCAUUCUGUGGCUACAGAGAAUGUAUGGCUACCUCAGGUAAUUCUGCCAUACUGCUGCUGGCUUCCUUUGUUCUCCAUUUCGGAGACUGUAGGAGAUAUUUAGGUCAUUUGAGGUAGGCCUUUGUGAUAUUUACGUAGAAAAAUCUGAAUGCCGUUAUCAACUUGAUUUUCUGCAAAGUAACCACAGAUGCCAGGAAAAUGAUGAUUAAAAGUAUUGUGAGAACAUUGGCUUCUGUAACACAGAUACCUGUCCUUACAUUCAGAUUUCCUAAUUCAUAACCUACUAGAACAAUAGCUUCUGAUUAGGAUUUUGAGUCACUGAAGUCCUAGAGAGCAGUUACUAAUUUUAAGAGAAGCCAUUGUUCUGUUUUUUAUCUCAAGAGUAUGUACUGAUUAGGUACAGUAUACAUAGGAAAUAGUCUUAGGACCAGAAAAUACCCAUUUUAAAAAAGAGAAGUAGACUCAUAAGGAAGACAAGUGAAUUUGAUGAAAAAGUAAGAAUAAUGUGUACAAUCUUUUUAGCCCAUUGUGUUUUUAUGGCUUAGCUGUGUCACUUUAAAACCAGACUACCAGGCGUGGUGGUGCAUGCCUGUAAUCCCAGCACUCAGGAGGCUGAGGCAAGAGGAUUGCCAAGA
Molecule: messenger RNA, 1756 nt
Organism: Fukomys damarensis (Damara mole-rat)
Lineage: Eukaryota; Metazoa; Chordata; Mammalia; Rodentia; Bathyergidae
Product: interferon alpha/beta receptor 1-like
Exons: 3
Coding region: 364-888 (174 amino acids)
Molecular function (GO): protein binding
Source: RefSeq, a predicted model, not a curated record